AUGGAGUUCCUUGGAACUUCUCAGACAGCCAGUUACUGUGGCAACAAGAAAGCCUGUGGCUUGAGUAUGCUGCCGCCCACCCAGCAGACCCCCGUGGUCCAGGAAUGCUACCAGCCCUAUUACCUGCCCGGUUACCGCUACCUCAACUCAUGGAGACCCAGCCUCUUCUGCAAGGUCUCCGACGUGCAGACCUGCCCAGAUGAGGGCACCACGAGCCGCAGGGCCCUGCGGCCACCCACCAUCCUGCCAGCCCUGCGCUCGGCGCUCUUCUGUCGCUACAGCCCUCACGACUGGGACCGAUCCAACGAGCUGCAGCUGCGAGGGGCCGAGGCCUCCCGGCUGUGGGCCGGCCGGCUGAUGGGUGACUCCAUGCGGCUCAUGCAGGACAAGGACCAGCUGACACGCCAGAUGCAGGAUGGCACCUGCCGAAACCUGAGCCAGAGGCUGUCGGACAUCGGCUUCUGGAAGUCCGAGCUGGGCUAUGAGCUAGAAAGGCUUCUGACCGAAAAUCACAGUAUGGAGACGGUGAAGAGACGUCUGGAAUGUGCGGCCGAUGAGGUGAACUGUCCCCUGCAGGUGGCCCUGGAGUGUCUGUACCAUCGAGAGAAAAGGAUUGGGAUUGAUUUGGUGCAUGACAACGUGGAGAAGAACCUCAUCCGGGUAAGGCAUCUCCCUAGUCUGUCCAGCUGCCCGAGGGGAAGAGGGAGGGCCCGGCUUCUGAGCUUGCAGAGGAGGGACAACCGAGACACUCAGCAUGCUCUGGAGCGGGACCUCGAGGACAAAAGUUCAGCCCAGUUUAUUGACGAGAAGUGCUUUAACCUAAAGAACACGUCAGACUGCAUCAGCUUCUUCCACGGCAUGGAGAAAGUCGACGGCACGAUCUCCGUGCCCGAGACCUGGGCCAAAUUCAGCAAUGACAACAUCAGGCACUCUCAGAACAUGAGAGCCAACUCCAUCCGGCUGCGGGAGGAGGCAGAGAACCUCCUGGAGAUGUUGUCGGAUCAGAUGUGGAAGCAGUUUACGGACACCAAUCUGGCCUUCAAUGCCCGCAUCUCUGAAGUGACAGAUGUUAAGAACAAGCUACAGACCCAGCUGGCCAAGACGCUCCAGGAGAUCUUCCAAGCAGAGAACACCAUCACGCUGCUGGAAAGAGCCAUCAUGGCCAAGGAAUGCCCGCUGAAGGUGGCACACACGCGGCUGGAGUGCCGAACUCGGCGCCCCAACGUGGAGCUGUGCAGGGACAUCCCACAGUUCAAGCUCGUGAAUGAGGUGUUCACCAUCGACGACACCUUGCAGACCCUCAAGCUGAGGCUGCGGGAGACGCAGGACACCCUGCAGCUGCUGGUGAUGACCAAGUCCCGGCUGGAGCACGAGCUUGCCAUCAAGGCCAACACGCUGUGCAUCGACAAGGUGAAGUGCAUGGGUAUGCGGAAGACCUUCCCCAGCACCCCACGCCUCGUCGGCUACACCUGA
Messenger RNA from Orycteropus afer afer, 1473 nucleotides. It is a transcript of the gene TEKT5, whose product is annotated as tektin 5. Gene Ontology annotation, cellular component: nucleus; microtubule cytoskeleton; sperm flagellum. Gene Ontology annotation, biological process: cilium assembly; cilium movement involved in cell motility. The transcript is spliced from 7 exons. The record is from RefSeq and is a predicted model, not a curated record. The coding region runs from base 1 to 1473 and encodes 490 amino acids. Lineage: Eukaryota; Metazoa; Chordata; Mammalia; Tubulidentata; Orycteropodidae.